AUGGCAUCCUCACCCUCAUCAUCUCUCACCAAACCAUCAACCUCCAAGACACCAAUGAUGACUAGAAGACGGACCAGAUCAGCCGGCAGCUCCCCUGACGACAACUCUCCAAAAAUACAAAGACCGAGACUUCACUCUCCCCCACAGACAAAUAAACAACCCCUCCUACCAUUCCCCACCAUGGACAGCUCUGACGGAUACAACACAACACAAGGAAAUGAUGACAAUGAAUACCAGGGAUACAGUAGUACAAAAACCCCACACACAAAUGAAAACAGAGGUUUAAUCACCCUGGUGAAAGCAACAAUUCCAUCAGAGAAAGUAAGAAACAUAGACUGUGGGCAAGGCAUUGAAAUGCUAAGCAUCCAUAUAAGACUAGAAAAUACCUCACUAGUCAUUCACAACAUAUACAAAGGCCAUGACAAAAUCCUUGAAGGAGAAAACCUCUUCAGUGCUGCCUCCAGAGAAAACACAUUCUUUGCAGGAGACUUCAACGCUUCAUCAUCCAUGCCCUACGACCCAACAACAUACAAAUGCAGCAGGCAGACCACAUUACAUCUGCUUUUGGAAGAAUUUCCUGAAGUAGCACUGCUAAAUGACACAAACGAAGCUACUCACCUCCGAGGAGGCAGCCUGGACCUGAGCUUUGUAUCCCAAAACCUGAAGGAAGAAUGUACAUGGAAAGGACACCCAAUACUAACCGGCGACCACUUUGCAACUGACACCAGCAUAAAAAUAACAAAAAUUCCCCCUCCACCACCCCCGCCAGCAGGAUGGAGACCAGACCUGGCAAACUGGCCCACAUUUGAAAACCAAAUGACUGUGUGGGCAACACAGUACCUCCAAACUCCGGCCCAAAACAUAAACACGCUUCAGGAGGACUUUGUGAGUAGCCUGCAUAAUGCAGCAAACAUCUCCAUGCCUAAGAAAACUUUUUCCACUAACCAAACCCCCCACAAGGACAGCUGGUACUAUAACAAAAGAGUCAAGGAAAUGAACACAAGAGUAAAUAGAACAAGAAAGCUCUUCAGACCCAAUCCCACUGAUGAGAUGCAUGCUCUUCUAAGAGACGUUAUAAACCAUGCAACACAAACUGCCAAAGAAGUGAAGCAAGAAACCUGGCUUAAAUGGUGCUCACAGACUACCCGACUUACUUCCAUUGCAAAAAUGUUCAAAUGGUUCAACAAAAUAUCAGGAAAAUCCAAGAUAACACAACCACACCAUCCUGACCCUCAAGCUGAAGCAAACAGACUUACACAACAUUUUGCCGACAGGACCAAAUCGGCACAUCUACCACAAACCACAAGAGAAAGGCAAGUGGCACUAGACCCAGGGAGAUGGAGAGUCAUUAACACGGCCUGCAAUAUCCCUGAUGACACAGACACUCCAUUCACACUAAAGGAACUGGGCAAAGCCCUUCAAAAGGGAACAGACACAGCCCCUGGAGCAGACAUGAUCACAUACAGCAUGCUGAAGAACAUGGGAACGGCAGCCAAAACAGUUCAUCUCCAUAUAAUCAACAGAACAUACACAGAGAGCAGUAGACCCACACAAUGGAACCAACAAAAUACACAGCCGAUUCCCAAGCCCAAAGAACCCAACUCCUACAGACCCAUCUCUCUCAUCAGUUGCACAGAAAAGACUGCAGAGAGAAUGGUGCUAAACAGACUGCUAUGGAAAACAGGACCUCUACACCAUCGCCUAUAUGCCUACAAAGAGGGCAUAUGCACACAAGAAUGCCUAGCAGACGUCAUGUCCACAAUUAACGAGAGGAAAGCAAUAGUAGUUUUUCUGGACUUAGAAAAAGCUUAUGAGCUAGCCAGUGCAGCUGCCAUCCUUGAAGCCUUGGCUGACAAGGCGGUGAAGGGCAACCUUUUAGCAUGGGCCAAAGGAUACAUGCAAAACAGAUAG
This is a messenger RNA of Macrobrachium nipponense, 1911 nucleotides long. RefSeq lists its product as uncharacterized. The transcript is spliced from 2 exons. The record is from RefSeq and is a predicted model, not a curated record. The coding region runs from base 1 to 1911 and encodes 636 amino acids. NCBI's taxonomy places the organism in Eukaryota, Metazoa, Arthropoda, Malacostraca, Decapoda, Palaemonidae.